CUGGUGGGCAGGCAGAGGGUUGCCCAGCGAGGCACUCCGCUAACAAAGCCCUGAGUGGUGCUUGCGUCCGUGGUGAUCCCGCCCUUCCGAGUAGGUCCUGCUGCUCUCCCACUGCCAAGGGUCCCAGUCACUCCCCACACCUCCCUCCUGAGACCAGGAGUCACCUGAUGCCGGACAGCCCCUUUGGGAGCCAAUCUGAGGUCAAGAGAUCAAUGCCUCAGACAGACAAGCAAGUAUGCAUCCCACCGGAGCUGCCGGAACUGCUAAAGCAGUUUACCAAAGUUGCCAUUCGGACCCAGCCUCCGGAUCUCAUCCAGUGGGCCGCCGAAUAUUUUGGGGCCAUGUCCCGUGGAGAGAUUCCUCCAGCAAGAGAGAGGUCUGAGCAAGUCACUUUGUCCAACUGGGCUGAGCUGACCCCCGAGCUGCUGAAGGUCCUGCAUUCUCGGGUUGGUGGCAGACUGAUCAUCCACGCCGACGAGCUGGCCCAGAUGUGGAAAGUGCUGAAUCUCCCAACAGAUCUGUUUAACAGUGUGAUGAAUGUGGGUCGCUUCACGGAGGAGAUUGAAUGGCUGAAGUUUUUAGCUCUUGCUUGUAGCUCCCUUGGAGUCACCAUUGCCAAAACUCUCAAGAUAGUGUGUGAAGUCUUAUCCUGUGACCAUGAUGGAGGACCACCCCGGAUUCCUUUCAGCACCUUCCAGUUUCUCUACACAUAUAUCGCUGAAGUGGAUGGGGAGAUCUCUUCAUCCCAUGUCAGCAGGAUGCUCAACUAUAUUGAACAAGAAGUAAUUGGUCCUGAUGGCUUAAUCAAGGUGAAUGACUUCACUCAAAACCCUAGGGUUCGGCUGGAAUAAGAGCGCAAUUCUGGCAGUGUUAAAGGAAGAUAAAGAGGUGUCAUUCAGCGUAGCUGAACACCAUCCAAAGUCAAUUUUCUUUUACAACUGGCACAACUAAUAAACAAUUAGCCAGGAA
Peromyscus leucopus (white-footed mouse) is the source of this 969-nucleotide messenger RNA. RefSeq names its product rhophilin associated tail protein 1 (gene Ropn1). The record is from RefSeq and is a predicted model, not a curated record. Bases 168 to 851 code for a protein of 227 amino acids. The transcript is spliced from 6 exons. NCBI's taxonomy places the organism in Eukaryota, Metazoa, Chordata, Mammalia, Rodentia, Cricetidae.